AUGUCCACCCCCCACCACCAAGGCGGCACCCUCUCAGAACUGGCGCCCGGGGGUACAACCAUCCCCCACGACGCCGGCAAACAAAACACCAUUCCCUCCGUGCCGCGCCCCGACCAACGGUCCGCGAACCGGCGAUUCGAUAACAUGGGCCUCGGCCAGCCGUCUUCGGCCUUCGCUGCCGAUAACGAUGUCACGAUGCCCCGGGGGCCGAGGGACCCCGGCUUGUCGGGUGAGGUGGUCACCGGGACGGGGAAUACGUUGCCUGCGGAGGGAGAGGCGAAGUGGAAUCAGGUUGGCACGGAUCGGCCUGGUGUCCGGGGAGAUACGAGGAGUUUGAAGCAUGGGGAGGUUGGGGUGGGUGGGUUGGAUGAGGAGUGA
Messenger RNA from Aspergillus bombycis, 378 nucleotides. RefSeq lists its product as uncharacterized. Bases 1 to 378 code for a protein of 125 amino acids. The record is from RefSeq and is a predicted model, not a curated record. The transcript has a single exon. Lineage: Eukaryota; Fungi; Ascomycota; Eurotiomycetes; Eurotiales; Aspergillaceae.